CAAGUUGCGACAGUUUUACGUUAAAUAAAAGCUGAUAGAAGGCGUUGACCGUUUCCUCAAUAAUGAGUGAGUUGCUAAUACCCUGAAAAUCCCUCUUCUUCAACCCUAUCCUGUCGACAAAUCACUACUCACAUCUCCCGAUAAUCCUGGGAGCAUCCUUCAGGUUCCUAUCCUUUUGCCAAUUUUGUCAUCUCCUUUGUACCCUCGAAAACCCAUAUCAGGCUGCUAAUCAAAGCACAAGUACAAGAUCUGAUUUGUUUCCAGAUCCAAAACGCUUUGAAUCUUGAAGCUUUAUACUAUUAAUCCGAAAUUGGAACAAUUAAGGUCAAGAUAUAGAUUAGAUCUUCAAGCUCCGAUUAUAUGGGUAAUUGUUGUGCUACACCCUCCACCACUGAUUACGAGAAUAAAAAGGGCAAAAACAAACCAAACCCAUUUUCUCUAGAUUACGAUGGCCCCAAUACAUCACGUCCUACAGGAUACAAAUCAUAUGUACUUGAAAACCCUACAGGACAUGAAAUUGAGCAAACAUAUGUUCUUGGUAAGGAGAUGGGUAGAGGGGAGUUUGGGAUUACAUACAUGUGUACAGAUAAAUCUACAGGUGAAGUCUUGGCCUGUAAAUCGAUUUCAAAAAAGAAAUUAAGAACGAGGAUUGAUAUUGAAGAUGUAAGGAGGGAAGUUGAGAUUAUGAAGCAUAUGCCACCACAUCAGAAUAUUGUGAGCUUAAAGGGCACUUAUGAAGAUGAUAGUGCUGUUCAUUUGGUUAUGGAGUUAUGUGAAGGUGGGGAAUUGUUUGAUCGGAUUGUUGCUAGGGGCCAUUACACAGAGAGGGCUGCUGCAGGUGUCAUUCGCACCAUUGUUGAAGUGAUUCAGAUGUGCCACAAACAUGGUGUCAUGCAUCGUGAUCUAAAACCUGAAAACUUUCUGUAUGCAAACAAGAAAGAAACAGCAGCAUUAAAGGUCAUUGAUUUUGGUCUAUCAGUGAUCUUCAAACCAGGUGAAAGAUUCAAUGAAAUAGUAGGAAGUCCAUAUUACAUGGCUCCUGAGGUCCUGAAACGUAACUAUGGUCCUGAGAUAGAUGUAUGGAGUGCUGGAGUAAUUCUAUACAUUUUGCUUUGUGGGGUCCCACCAUUUUGGGCUGAAACCGAACAAGGAGUUGCACAAGCGAUUAUUAAAUCUGUUGUUAAUUUCAAGAGGGAUCCAUGGCCUGUGGUAUCUGAUAAUGCAAAAGAUCUUGUUAAAAAGAUGCUUAAUCCUGACCCUAAUUUACGCCUUUCCGCUCAAGGAGUUUUAGAUCAUCCAUGGAUACAAAAUGCCAAGAAGGCUCCAAACGUUUCUUUAGGUGAAACUGUUAAAGCAAGAUUAAAGCAGUUCUCAUUCAUGAACAAGCUCAAGAAGAGAGCAUUAAGGGUAAUUGCUGAGCUUUUAUCUGCGGAAGAAGUGGAGGGGAUAAAACAAGGAUUUGAUUUAAUGGACACUAACAAUGAUUACAUAGAGGAAGAAAAGCUUAGGGAAGCUUUAGUUGAUGGAAUUGAAACCGACAAUGAAGAGAUCAUUGUUGUAAUUAUUCUAGAUGUUCAUACACACAAGGAUGGAUGA
Molecule: messenger RNA, 1596 nt
Organism: Lactuca virosa
Lineage: Eukaryota; Viridiplantae; Streptophyta; Magnoliopsida; Asterales; Asteraceae
Source: the annotation of a GenBank genome assembly